Molecule: messenger RNA, 2721 nt
Organism: Oncorhynchus tshawytscha (Chinook salmon)
Lineage: Eukaryota; Metazoa; Chordata; Actinopteri; Salmoniformes; Salmonidae
Product: cytochrome P450 1B1-like
Exons: 1
Coding region: 681-2255 (524 amino acids)
Biological process (GO): progesterone metabolic process; hormone biosynthetic process
Molecular function (GO): iron ion binding; steroid 17-alpha-monooxygenase activity; heme binding
Source: RefSeq, a predicted model, not a curated record
UGAAAGUUUGAACCCUAACUACUACACCAUGUUCUAAAAUUCUCCCCUGUGGUACCUGUAUUGUGUUUAAAGGUAGUGCAGCCCAGUCUUUUAGAGCCUCUGGCCCGCUAAAUCUAAACUCCUUCUGUUUUAGUCCUAGGUUCAGGCGGGCCUGACUGGUUGCUGCUUUCCUUUUUGUCUCACCGUGGCAUUGAGCGUUAGGGAAAAGAAAGACUCCGCAGGAACGAGCACUUCGGCGCAAAAAAAAAACCUGAAUAGGAGUUUUAAGUCCCUGAACCCUCCCACAGAGGAGAUAUAAGGGAGAGUGUCAAGACUGAAAUCUGCAUUCCUCUAAUGUGGUCAUCUGAAGACAGACAGCGACUGCACUACUACUAACCACUCAACCUGAUCAAGCCUGUUCACAAGCCAGCACGGAGUAGGAGGAGACAGACACCGUAGUGUAAGAGGUGCUGAAAACCUUCUCUUUGUCUCAAUUCAUUUUCUACAUUUUUGGGAUGAUCAUGCAGGACUGACCAUACUUAAAAACAGACAGCAUUAUUAUUUCGUUUAUUUGGAAUUUAGGUGGAGAGGAGGACCUAUUUUAAAAAUCCGGUUACCAGGAAUAGCAUUCAACAAAAUAAAAGUGGGAUCCCUCUCAGAAUUUGAAGGAUUGAGCACCAGAAUUAGAACAUCUCAGCACCAUGGCACUGCUGGACACAGAGUUUGGGGUGAAGGGCAGCAGCAUCAUCAGAGAGUGGAGUGGACAGGUCCAGCCAGCUCUGGUCGCCUCCUUUGUUUUCCUCUUCUGUCUAGAAGCCUGUCUAUGGGUCAGGAAUCUCAGACUCAAGAGAAGGCUGCCAGGACCCUUUGCCUGGCCGGUGGUGGGCAAUGCCAUGCAGCUGGGGCAGAUGCCUCAUAUCACCUUCUCCAAGCUGGCAAAGAAGUACGGCAACGUGUAUCAGAUACGACUGGGCUGCAACAACAUAGUGGUGCUCAAUGGAGACACAGCAAUACAAGAAGCCUUGGUGCAACACAGCACAGAGUUUGCAGGCAGACCCAACUUUGUGUCUUUUCAGUCAGUGUCUGGUGGUAACAGCAUGACAUUCUCUAACUACAGCAAACAGUGGAGGACCCACCGGAAGAUCGCUCAGUCCACCAUUAGAGCUUUCUACUCUGCCAACAGCCAGACCAAAAAAGCAUUUGAACAGCACGUUGUUGCAGAGGCUACUGAGCUCAUUGAAGCUUUCCUCAAACUCAGUGCUGAUGGACAGUUUUUCAACCCUGCUCACGAACUGACAGUAGCUGCUGCAAAUGUAAUCUGUGCACUGUGCUUUGGAAAGCGUUAUGGCCAUGAUGACAUGGAGUUUAGAACCCUUCUGGGCAGUGUGGACAGGUUUGGAGAGACGGUGGGGGCUGGCAGCUUGGUCGAUGUCAUGCCCUGGCUUCAAUAUUUCCCAAAUCCUGUCCGCAGUGUCUACCAGAGCUUCAAAGACCUCAAUAAAGAGUUUUUCACCUUUGUGAGAGACAAGGUGGUGGAGCACAGGGAGACGUUUGACCCUGAAGUGACCCGGGACAUGAGUGAUGCCAUUAUUCAGGUAAUUGACAAGGCAGGCCAUGAUACCGGGUUGACGGAGGCCCACACAGAAGGGACUGUGUCCGAUCUGAUUGGUGCGGGACUGGAUACUGUGUCAACUUGCCUUCAUUGGAUGCUCCUUUUAUUGGCAAAAUACCCCAACAUCCAAACCAGACUGCAGGAGCAGAUUGACAAAGUGGUAGGCCGUGACAGGCUGCCCUGUAUUGAGGACAAAGCCAGCCUGGCUUACCUAGAUGCUGUUAUCUAUGAGACCAUGCGCUAUACCAGCUUUGUACCCCUCACCAUCCCACACUCCACCACCUCAGAUGUCACCAUCGAAGGCUUCCACAUCCCCAAAGACACAGUGGUCUUCAUUAACCAGUGGUCUGUCAACCACAACCCUUUAAAGUGGAAGGACCCACAUCUUUUUGACCCCUCACGGUUCCUCGAUGAAAAUGGUGCCCUUGACAAGGACCUGAGCAACAGUGUGUUGAUAUUCUCAGCAGGGAAGAGGCGAUGUAUCGGUGACCAGAUCGCCAAAGUGGAGGUUUUUUUAUUUUCUGCUAUUUUGAUUCACCAAUGCAGCUUUGAGAAUAACCCAAGUCAGGACCUCUCCUUAGACUGCUCCUAUGGGUUAACACUGAAGCCCCUAAACUACAAGAUCUCUGCCAAGCUCAGAGGAGAAUUACUUAAUGCGGCAUAAAAUCUUGUGAUUUGUGUUUUCAAACAGAGCACCCACUAAUGGACUGCAGUAAUCCAAUGCACUAUAAAAGGUAUGUACACAACAGUGAAUAGUUUUGCUUGGUAGGUACCAACCAUAAGACUUAUAUUGAUACUUAUGUCAAUACUUUACUAUUAUUAUCAUUAGCUAAACUGAUUGUUGAUUGUAUAAAUCACUUUUUGUGACAGAUAACUGAAUCGUGUUUGUUAAUUGUAUCAUUUUAUUGCACUGGCUAUACAGUUGAAGUUGGAAGUUUACAUACACCUUACAUUUAAACUCAGUUUUUCACAAUUCCUGACAUUUAUAGUAAUAAUUCAUAGUAAAAAUACCUUGUCUUAGGCCAGUUAGGAUCACCACUUUAUUUUAAGAAUGUGAAAUGUCAAAAUAAUAGUAGAGAGAAUAAAUUAUUUCAGCUUUAAUUUCUUUCAUCACAUUUUUUAUUUAAUUU